This is a messenger RNA of Morchella sextelata, 201 nucleotides long. RefSeq lists its product as uncharacterized. The record is from RefSeq and is a predicted model, not a curated record. The transcript is spliced from 2 exons. The coding region runs from base 1 to 201 and encodes 66 amino acids. NCBI's taxonomy places the organism in Eukaryota, Fungi, Ascomycota, Pezizomycetes, Pezizales, Morchellaceae.
AUGGCGGGUCACCAAGCUGCGCUUCACAGAGAAGAAGUAGGGCAGUCCCGCCGGAUAUUGAAGGAUACACGUAUUCACAAGAUUUUGACGAAACAUCAGCCAGUUGAAUACCCGCUUUUUUCAAAGCGCUCAGCUUCACCUGGACGGGUAAUCCGAAAGAUGUCGAUGACAUUUGCACGAGAAGAGCGUUGGGAUUUGUGA